AUGAUUAGACACACACACGGUGGUUACGUGUCGGAGUCGGAGUCGGAGGAGUCCGAUGAACUGCGCGCGAGCUCCAUGAACGCGCAGCUGCGCCAGGAGAAUAAAGCGCUGAAGAGUCACGUGGAGCGUCUGCAGAUCUUACUGUCCGACGUCCCACAUUUUGAAGAAGAGAAGCGCACCAUGCUGGAGGCUCUCCAUCAGUCCUGCGUGAGAGAGCCGAACGUGAAGGAGCGCUUGAAAGAGGAGGAGAGGGAGAACGAGUGUAUCGAGGACGCGCUCGCGGAUCUGACGUACAUCCUGAGAUCUGAAAAGCCUAGGCAAAUAAAAUUAGUGACUCUCAAGCGAGAGGUGCUCACAGCCAAAUGUUGCGUGGAGGACAUGCAGAUCAGCCUCGACGAGAGAGAUGAGAUCAUCAGGAGGAAAGACGCAGAGUUAGUGGAACUAUUCGCCUUUCUCAAGGACUGCUCUGUGCACGCGGAGGAAAUCGCAGCGCGCAUCGAGGAUGCAGAAAAAGCGGUGCGCGCGGUCAGGGAGCGCGAGGUAAAGGAGCCUUUGCGCGUGCGGGACGUACAGGCAUGCAAGGUGAAGUGGAAGAAGACUCCUCCAGCUCCAGUGAAGACAGUUCAGAGUGAAGUGAGACAGUCCAGAGUGAAUGGCAUGCUGGUUACAGUGUGCUGCUUCGCCCUCACACUGAUCUUCAUGCUCUUCUUUAUUUUCUCCGUUUUACUGCCAUUCAGCUGUGAAGAAAGCCUGGCCAUCACGUGCACUGAGGUCAUCCUGGACAGUGUGGAGGAGCUUAGAGUGCCUUUCCGUACUGCUGAUUGUACUGCGUAACUACUAACUUGAUUCUUCAAUGAUAACAGAGAAAGAGGGCGAGAGAGAGAGAGAGAGAGAGAGAUCAUUAGGAGGAAGGAUGCAGAGAUGGAAGAAUGAUUAUCUUUUCCAGGAAAAACAGUGGAGGAGGAAAAGAGGACAGCUGUUAAAAAGAAAAGCGCAGCCUUUCCAGGAACUGAACUUAGAGCAGAAGCCUGGAUCUGACGACCCAAAAUACUUUCCAUCCAUCCAUCCAUCCAUCUUCUAUACCGCUUAAUCCUCUUCAGGGUCACGGGGAACCUGGAGUCCAUCCCAGGGAGCAUCGGGCACAAGGCGGGGUACACCCUGGACAGGGUGCCAAUCCAUCGCAGGGCACAAUCACAUACACACUCACACACCCAUUCAUACACUACGGACACUUUGGACACGCCAAUCAGCCUACCAUGCAUGUCUUUGGACUGGGGGAGGAAACCGGAGUACCCGGAGGAAACCCCCGCAGCACGGGGAGAACAUGCAAACUCCGCACACACAGGGCCACGGUGCGAAUCGAACCCCCGACCCUGGAGGUGUGAGGCGAACGUGCUAACCACUAAGCACGUGCGCCCCCAAAUACUUUGACUGUAGUAAAAUCUACCAGUGUGUUUGUGUGAGUGUCUUCAGUGUGAACAGCACUUGGUUGAGCACGGAGACCUGAGGUGUGCCAGUGCUCAGUAUGACCGUGCAGGAAGUGUCCCAUCCGAUCUGAACAGUGUGGUCAUUUAGUCAGGAGGUCCAGGAUCCAGCUGCAGAGGGAAGGAGUGAAGCCCAGCAGUAAGCGCUUUAUCCGGAGCUUAUCCUGGGAACACUCUGGGGGAAUACACCCUGGAUGACUGCUGUGAGGAGACAACAUUACCUGCUGAACAACUCUCCCACCUAAUGAAUGAACCAACAAAACAAAUAAAUGAAUAUAUUUUCAUGUUCUUCUUGUUUUCCCACUUAUUAUUAUUGUUGUUGUUGUUGUUGUUGUUGUUGUUAAAAAGGGUCACUGAGGGUUGUUUUUAUACCCAAAUUAGCAGUCUGCAUUUUUGUGGUACUGUUAUA
Molecule: messenger RNA, 1893 nt
Organism: Ictalurus furcatus (blue catfish)
Lineage: Eukaryota; Metazoa; Chordata; Actinopteri; Siluriformes; Ictaluridae
Exons: 2
Coding region: 1-834 (277 amino acids)
Source: RefSeq, a predicted model, not a curated record